CCGCCGCCGCCUCUCGGGCCGCACUCCCGGCGUGCCCCGCACUCGCCGCCGCCCGCCUGCCCCUCCUUCUCCUCGCAGCGCCACACCGCCGGAGCCCGAGCCACCGCCGGAGCCCGAGCCGCCGCCGCAGCCUCAGCCGCGGGCACUAUGGCUUCUGGAGUUACAGUGAAUGAUGAAGUCAUCAAAGUUUUUAAUGAUAUGAAAGUAAGGAAAUCUUCUACACAAGAGGAGAUCAAAAAAAGAAAGAAAGCAGUUCUCUUCUGUUUAAGCGAUGACAAAAGACAAAUAAUUGUAGAGGAAGCAAAGCAGAUCUUGGUGGGUGACAUUGGUGAUACUGUAGAGGACCCCUACACAUCUUUUGUGAAGUUGCUACCUCUGAAUGAUUGCCGAUAUGCUUUGUACGAUGCCACAUACGAAACAAAAGAGUCUAAGAAAGAAGACCUAGUAUUUAUAUUCUGGGCUCCUGAAAGUGCGCCUUUAAAAAGCAAGAUGAUAUAUGCUAGCUCUAAAGAUGCCAUUAAAAAGAAAUUUACAGGUAUAAAACAUGAGUGGCAAGUAAAUGGCUUGGAUGACAUAAAGGACCGUUCCACACUUGGAGAGAAAUUGGGAGGCAAUGUAGUAGUUUCACUUGAAGGAAAACCCUUAUAAAUCAGUCAAGUGCCAUCUGGAUCUUAAGGAGCUUCCAUUUCUCCAGCUCAGUCAAUUGGAAUAGUAUUAGGUUUUGUUUUUUUUUUCUUUUCCCACUGGGUCGUUCCAAAACAGUGAAUGAAGGAAAUAUCAUUCAUGUAAGCAGCCUACCAGUGAUUGCCAUUAGACUGUUUAAUACUGUUACUAUUAUGUAGAACCCAAGGAAUGCCUUCCCAUCAUAUUUUAGCCAAAACAACUGGGUAUAUGCCUCCUUUGCAGCAAACACUACAGUUAAUUGUGAUUGUCAAUGUGAAUAGCUUAGAAUACUACAAAGGGUUAAGCUAAUUGAAUGCCUUCAAAGUAUUAUCCACUGGUGAGAUGGUAAACUUUAUUCAGUAUUACUGAUAGUUGCACUUGAUUGCAGUUCUGUGAGGCUUGAGCAUUCAUACACCUCACCUGCCUUGGCAAGCCUAUUUUUUUGUGACAUGGCAGCACGGAUAUAACACUAUGCAUUAAAAACACUUUUUUUGUAAUAAACUUAAUCCCCCACCAGAAAAGGAAUGCCAAUUAAGUUGUGUUAACUGUGUCAUCAGCUUAUCCUAGUACCUCAGUGUUCAUUCCUUUUACCUGUGUAUCUUCUUAAAAGAAAUAGCUAUUAUUAAUGCCUUUUUUCCCCCAUUGAGUGUACACUACUGAAUACAUGUAGUUUUAUGUUUACCAUGUAAGUGUUGCAACACUAAAGAUAUUUUGAGUAUCAGUCAUGAUGGCAAUUUCUGUAUAAAAGAGCCUUAAAUGGAACAUUGUUUUUGAGAUCAAACUCCCCACCCUCACAAAAAUGGCCACGUUGCAAUAAAAAUUGUGGCAUAUUACAGAACGGUUGCCUUGUUUUCCUUGGACAUUUUGCAAAAUACCAUGUGAAGCAACUCCUAGGCUAAACAGAUAUUAUUAAUUUCUACACUGGUCAUUUAAGAAUUUUUUUGUACGACAUUCUUGCAUGAUAUUUUCCAGUUUGUUGAUUUUAUUUGGUUUAAAAAAUAUCCUAAAGCUAAUAUAAAAUAUUAUUACAGAGGUAUACUUUUAUAAGCUUUAUUUAUUUCCUUAUGUAUCAAUAUGGUGAUCAGGAAUUAUUUUUUGCACUUUGACAUAAAUACUCUUCAGUAUCUGAUUAGUUCUUUGGAUAAAUUAGCAUAGUUAUUUUUUUUAAUUCACGUUUACAUUUCUAAGUAGUUGACCUGUGGAAGAAACAGGAAGCUCUUAUUGCCUAGUUGGUCAUAAUGAAAAUAAUUUAUAAAAUGUUGUCCUUCAAAAGUUUAAUAGUACUUCUCCUGUUUAGGAACUUUAAUUUCAGCUACUAUUUCUUAAUAUAUUUCACAAAUUAAAAAAAAAAAAGUUUAUAUAGCAGUCUUAAAGAUUAGUAGUGGAAUUUGGCUGUGGUCCAGGCGGCUCUCCUUAUAGAGAAUUUGAUCUGUUCAGUGUGAGCAGUUUGCUGUUAGCCAGAGCUAUUUAUGGCAAACACAUGCUUUUGUAUCUUGUCAUAGUUACCCACAAAUGGCAAAACUGGACUUGAUUCUGCUGGUAUGCAAAACAGGCAUGCUAGUAAGCAGUGGAUUGUAGCUUAGAAUUUAACCCCAUAGCUCUGAAGAAUGCUCUUAUUAGAAAACGGGAACUGAAAAAUCCCUUCUUUUUCUAAUGUCUGGAAGUAAUUUGAGUUUAAUUAGGUUUUUUUCCCAUGUUUUCAAAAGGUUUUUCAGAUGAAAACAAAAAUAGAAGGUAAAUGUCUAGGUUUCCAUUUAAAAUUAUAUGAAUGGCUUGGGAUCUUUUGCACUGAGCAAUUUUAUUUCAGGCUUCCAGCUGUCCCUGUGAAUUAUUCUGGACGUUUUGAUGGCUUUUUGGUAAGGCCAAACUCAUAUAAGUAGAGCAUGAGAAUACUGACAUAUACUAAACCAUAUGUGUAACUGAUACUUGUACCAUGAAAUUUUUCAUUAUUUUCCUCGUUCUAAAAAAUAAGGUACUAUAUCUAAAGUUGUGCAGUCUCUUGUGUUUUUAUAGCUGAUUUCUCAACUUUUCUUAUGUACCUCUUUAAUUAUAUAAUUUCAGAGGUUAAAUAUUGCUUUAAACUGUGGUACUUUGAUUUGCUAGAUUGGCAGAACUGAUACUAAUAAUUAAGUUCAUCUUUGAAAUACAUCUUUGUGCAUAAAGCCAAAAAUAAUGAUAAUUAAUGGUUCUUAUGUUACUUGAGACUAAUUUGGCAUUUGAAAUGAUCAUUCUACUUUACAAUCAUUUACAUUUGAAACAAUGUUCCAGUUAGCUUUAAAAGGUAUACGGUGCUAAUUAGUAAAAUAUCAAGGACAAUAUUUUACUGCUAGCUUGCAAAAUUAUAAGUGUUUAAAAAAUAAAAUAUAUGAAACUAUGUAAA
This is a messenger RNA of Capra hircus (goat), 3043 nucleotides long. It is a transcript of the gene CFL2, whose product is annotated as cofilin 2. The coding region runs from base 148 to 648 and encodes 166 amino acids. Gene Ontology annotation, biological process: actin filament severing; cell motility; actin filament fragmentation. The transcript is spliced from 4 exons. NCBI's taxonomy places the organism in Eukaryota, Metazoa, Chordata, Mammalia, Artiodactyla, Bovidae. Gene Ontology annotation, molecular function: actin filament binding. Gene Ontology annotation, cellular component: actin cortical patch; cytoplasm; actin cytoskeleton. The record is from RefSeq and is a predicted model, not a curated record.